This is a messenger RNA of Gallus gallus (chicken), 2359 nucleotides long. It is a transcript of the gene DNAAF2, whose product is annotated as dynein axonemal assembly factor 2. Lineage: Eukaryota; Metazoa; Chordata; Aves; Galliformes; Phasianidae. The record is from RefSeq and is a predicted model, not a curated record. The transcript has 3 exons. Bases 19 to 2223 code for a protein of 734 amino acids. Gene Ontology annotation, biological process: axonemal dynein complex assembly. Gene Ontology annotation, cellular component: cytoplasm.
ACAGCAACCAGCGCGGCCAUGGCGGGCCCGGGGCGGCUGGAGGAGCUGGAGCUGAGCUCCGAGGAAGCGGAGCGGCUGCAGCGGGCCUUCCGCGACGAGCGGUUCCGGGCGCUGUUCGCCGAGUACGCGGCGGAGCUGACCGACCCGGAGCAGCGGCGGCUUUACGAAGAGGAGGUGACGGCCCUGGAGCGGGAGCGCGGCGUGGAGGUGCGCUUCAUCCACCCGACGCCGGGCUACGUGCUGCGCACCAGCCAGGCCGGCUCCCGCCGCUGCUACCUCAACAUCUGCAGCAACCCGCACAUCGCCCCGCCGCAGGCCCGCGCCGAGCCGGGCGGCCACCGCUGGGAGCUGCCCCACAGCCUGGCGCCGGGCCGCGAGGAGCUGGGCCGGGCCGGCCGCCGCUGCUUCGUUUACGACGUGGUCUUCCACCCCGCCGCGCUCCGCCUGGCCGCCCGCAGCGCCCGCUUCCGCCGCCUGCUCAGCGACGCGGCCAUGGAGGCCGUGGAGAGCCGCUUCUCCGCGCAGCUCGACCGCACCAACGCCUCCGUCCUCCGCGGCACCCGCUACAAGGGCAUCCCGCAGGCGCCCGUCAUCCGCUCCCCGCUGCCCGGCGGCGCCCCGCGGCCGCCCUCCGACACCGACCCGCCGCUGCCCCCUCCGCCCGGCCCUCCGCCCGGCCCGCCUCCCGCCGCUCCCCCGCCGGCCCCCGGCCCCACCACGCCGCGCUGGAGCGUCCGCCACCGCUCCUACGUGGACCUACAGGACUACCGCUGCGGCCGCGACUCGGCGCCCGGCCCGGUGCCCCGGGAGCUGGUGGUGACGGUGGAGCUGCCGCUGCUCCGCUCCGCCGCCCAGGCCGAGCUGGAGGUCCGCCCGCGGGAGCUGCGCCUCGACUCGCGGCGGCCCGCCUACCGCCUCCGCCUCCGCCUCCCCUACCACGUGGACGAGAGCGCAGGCCGCGCCGUUUUCGACAAGGCCAAGCGGCAGCUGCUGGUUACGCUGCCGGUCGUGCCGCCGCCCGGCCCGGGGACGCCGCUCGGGGAGGCCGGUGGGGAGCGGCGGGAAGAGCCCCCGCCCGGCCCGGAGCUCCCCGAGGAGCCGGCGGCCGCUUCCUCCCCGCCGCCCCGCUCCGAGGCCGCUUCCCCGAGCGCCGGCCCCCAGCCUGGAGCCGCUUCCCCCGCUCCGAGCGCCGGCUCCGAGCCGGCUCCUCCCGGCGGAGCCCCGUCUCCGUGCCCGCCCGAGGGCAGCCCCGACCACAUGGCUCAUUCCCGGGGCGGGGGUGACUCCGGUCCCGCCGCUGCCGUGUGCCCUCCCUUCCAGUGCCGCCAGGAUGAGGCCUCCCUCACCCUGCUCCUGCUGGUGCCCGGCAUUCAGCCCCAAAGCCUCAGCGGGGAGGUGGCCGCCAACCGCUACAGCGUCCGCUUCUCCAGCGGUGCUGUUGCCUAUGCCCUCAUCCUGCAGUUCCCCGCCGCCAAUAGGCUGGCUGCCCCCGAGACCAGCGUCAGCGUGGGCGCCCACAACACUGCCAUCCUGCUUUCCAAGGCCACGGAGAGCACCGGGCUUUGGGAGAAGUACUGCUUCGGCCUCGAUGCCUCCGCUCUGCAGGAGAGGUUGUUUGUCAGUGAAGAAAACAUUGAUGGAUUCCUACGCACUGUUCUGUGCCCCUCCUCGUGCACGCAGUCGGACCUGGAAGCUCAGACGUUAAUUGAGGUGCUCGAUGUGUCUGAGGACAGAAGUCAGAUCAGGCUGAAGCCGCGGGAAGCAGCCGGUUCUGAACAUGAUGAAACCAACCAAGCAGUGAGCAGCUCAGGAGGAGACGUUGCUGCGAAGAACAACGAGGACCACCUCCAACCGGAGCCAGAGCCAGAGCAUACCGCCGCUGCCACGGCUGAGGAACGGCCUACAGAAAGCCAGCGAGCUGCCACAUCUUUUGUAACAGCUGAAACAAUAGAAGUGGAUGGAGGUUCACAACAUUGUUUGCAGCAGGAACCUUCUGACACCGGUGCAGCACUUCCUGGCAAACCCGGGGGAAAAGAGCAAGCUUUAGAUGAGGCGUUUGCAGGCCUGGGGCUGGAGGGGGGCCGGGCAGGGGGGGCGGGGAGCCCAGCUGUAUCCCCAGUCUUGCAGGAGGUGGGUGCAGAUGGGAGCGUGCAGAGCAUUGCAGACCACAGCACACACUGCAGCAUUGCCUUCCAGAACUCCGUGCUGUAUGAACUGGACUAGUGGGGCCGCGCCAGCUUUUCCUCCUCUCGUUUGACUCUGGUUUAUGGCUGCAGGGCUGAAAGCAGAACCGGGUUCCUUCUUAAACUUUAGUCUGUCAACGAAGAAUACUUAAGCCAUUAAUACUUUCUGAAGCUAA